GCAGGACUAGAUGAUGUUCAUUCAUCAGAGUCGAAACAAAUCUCGCUUCAGUAAUUCCUAGAGCGAGGUAACAAAUGACCCGUUAACUCGCACCCGCGAGUUAGCCGUCCGGCCGGCCGGCCGGGCGGUUAACUCGCGGUUAGAAGUGUAGACAAAUCGAAUUGUCGUGGUGCAAAUCUACCCCGAAGUGCUCGCCGAUCUUCGAUUCAAAUUUGUGCUACCAUUCGCUUUGUCUACAUUUCUAACCGCGAGUUAACCGUCCGGCCGGCCGGGCGGACGGCUAACUCGCUGGUGCGAGUUAACGGGUCAUUUGUUACCUCGCUCCUACAGAGUUGCUGUUGCUCUCGUGCGCGAGUGGUAUUUUGAAUAACACUCGCCAAAGUUACCUUUCUAUUUUGACUCGCAGUGCCAUGAUUGCGAUUGCUACUUUUGCUUUUCUGUUUCAUUUUGGAAAGUAGUGAGUUUCUCCUAUAUCCCAUUCUCGUAGUGGUGCUCUCGUCAUACAACUCCCAGCUGAUAAGCGGACUAUCUAUAUCUAUUGACUGCUCGCGCUUUAAAAGUACUCUGGAACUGGAUAUAGACAACAGGAAAGAGGCUUGAUCUAGCUACCUGUAGUACUCAGAAAUGGGGGCGCGCGCUCCCCCUCGGCUCUGUAGUGACAUGAUCGGAGGCAUUACGCAUACUAGGGAAAUAAACGAAAACCUGACUCGUCGAUGGGUAGUGGUAUUCGUGUGCGUCUGUAUUAG
This is a messenger RNA of Amoebophrya sp. A120, 746 nucleotides long. Lineage: Eukaryota; Dinophyceae; Syndiniales; Amoebophryaceae. The record is from the annotation of a GenBank genome assembly.